Aphanomyces invadans is the source of this 1583-nucleotide messenger RNA. RefSeq lists its product as hypothetical. The transcript has 6 exons. The coding region runs from base 29 to 1432 and encodes 467 amino acids. Lineage: Eukaryota; Oomycota; Saprolegniomycetes; Saprolegniales; Verrucalvaceae. Gene Ontology annotation, molecular function: protein binding. The record is from RefSeq and is a predicted model, not a curated record.
CUGUGUAUGACCCGUGGUUGGCGCAACAAUGCAGGGUGUUGCCGCGCGAGGAGGGAGCAAAACCCAGACGAAGGUCUUGACGAAGCAGGCGGGCGAACGGUUAGGACUGUCCCUGAUAUCGCUCAAUCCCGGGGCCUCGGGAAACAUAUACGUGUCGUCCAUUGCACCCAACUCGACGGCAUACCGGAAGAAAGUAGGCGUCGGCUGGGAACUGCUGUACGUAAACGGCAAGAAUGUUGAGAAUAUGACUGUGGACGACAUCGCGCGGCUCGCAGGAGGAAGCUGUAAGGAGGUCGAAAUCAUAUUCGAAACGACCAUGGCCGAGCGCUUUGUCAAGUGGAAAGCUGAAGCUGGUACAAAAGCGCCACCGGCGGCCACAGCGGGUGCGGCGACUGCAAUCAAACCCAAGCCAAACGGCAAUAGCGCGCACAAGACCGUUCCAAACCCGCACCCACCAUCACAAGCGAAGCACAAGCCUGUGAAAGUUACAAAGCGUCCGGUCUCAAGCGCUUCUGCAGAGCAGAACGCACAAGGCCCGACUGCUGACGAAGACAGUGGCGGCGAUGCACACAAAGUCGCGCCCAAGAAGAAGAAGGCGGCGGCUCAAUCACACAACACGAUCCAGCGAUUUCUUCAGAGUAGCCGAUCCUCCGACCCGUCGGGAUCUCCGGCCGCCAAUGUCCACCACCCGCUGCACGAGCUGACGCGCGCGCAGAAGUCGCGACAAGCGAUGUUAGUCGACAAGUUGACGUAUAUGGGGUUUUCAAAGGCCGACGCGGUGCUGAGCUGCGAGAAGUGUGGGAUCGACAAUAUUGACGCCAACAUGCUCUGGCUUGUGUCGAUGGUUGAGGAGCGCAGGUUUCAGAAUGAGCUGAACAAGGCCCAGAUCGAGUCGGAGCUGCAAAAGCGGAGCGAAGACUCGCAGCACAAACAAAAAGAGCAAGAAGUGCUGCAAACCGCAUCGUCCCUGCGUGAGCUCUUCCCAGACUCUGUGGUGUUUGACCCCGUGACCCAAGCCCCGCUCGUGAUCCACCUCAUCGAGACGUUCCUCGUCAAGUUGAACGACACGGCGAUUCCGCUGCGCCAGGCCGUUGUCGACAUCCUCACGCAAGAAGCAAAGGCUCGACGGUGGUAUCCCCGACCAGCGCAGUGCUACAUCGCCAACCUUGUGCAGCGCGUCAACUCGACGAUCAGUUCGCAUCCACCGACCGCAGCUUGCUGCGCGCGGCGCGACGCGAACGAAUGCCCGCUGGUCACGAUCGUCCAGACGGAACUUGCGACGCUCAAGUCACAUUUGUACAUGUCGACGUCGAACGUCGGCGGGGUGCCCCUUGCGUUUUUAGAAGCCGACGACGAGAACCGAUUUAGUUUAGCAGACGAUGGGUUCGAAGUGUGCAACGUCGAAGAUCUCGUAUCCGACGACGACGAGUAAGACAAACAAAAACAGCACCAACUCGUGGCUGGGGUGCGAGAGCACUGAAAUCGAAUGAGAGCAGAUUACUGGGGUGUGUUGAAAAAUUUGAUUACUCAGACCCGCCUCCCAUGUAAAUGCCUUCGCCGGCAAACCACAACGUCGCGUCGUC